AAUGGUGGCUCCUGCCCCUCCAGCUGCCUCCUGGAGCAAUCAGUGGGGAACACAUGGGCCUUAUCUAUGGGCCAGCUGAGGGAAGGGCUCCCUGCCAUCCCUAUCAGUGGGGCGGCUCCUGACCUGGGGCUGAGGGGAGCCAGACUCAUUCCUGCUGUGCUGGGGCCAGGGCUGGGGGCAUUGUCACUGCCCCACACUGACCAUUGCAAGGGGAUGCUCAAAGUUCUGGGACCCCUCUCUGCCUGGUGGCUGUGUCAGUGUUGGUGUGACACUGACAGAUUUGCCGGGGUCCAGCCAAGGCCAUCGAGCUGGACAGUUGUGGAUUUUGUUGGAAAAUUGAAGGCAGACGGUGGCAGCAGUCUUACUACUGCCAGCAGGAUCCACAUCCCUCAUCCACUUCCACCAAACUCUCAGCAGCAAUUUCCUCACCAAGGAGAUGCUUGCAGGGCUGAGGGGGACUCAAAAGGGCCAGCACCCUGGAAAAGACUUUCCUUUCACAAAUCUGAUAGACCUUUGUGUUUUAUUUAUUUCUCGAGUUGUGCCUACCCUCCUGUUCCCAGUGGCUUGGCAGAGUGCUGCUGGGGAUGCUGACUCUGUCCUAAACCCCAGGAGUGUGGGGAACAACAUCAUCUGUGGCCAUGGAAAGCAUGGGCAUCCCUUUGAAGAGGUGCCUGUGGAGUGCGGUUUUCCCCAGAGGUGGGUGCCAGACACCCCCCCAUGCUAUGGGGUGCCAAUGCUCUCAGGGGGCUGGUCCUGCCUGGCACAGGGGCUGGGCAGACUGUGGGAGGUCCCUUGGGACAGGGAGCAUCCUGGCUGCUCUGUCCCUCUGUGUCCCGUGACAGCAGUGACCACGGAUCCCCCAAAGCUCGGGGUGCAGAUCUUUAUCGUCCCCUUGUCUGGCUGUGCCACAGCCUGAGCUGGGCGUGGGGUUCUCACUCAGCAUCCCAAUCAUCCCCGUGGCCUCAGGCUCUGGGUGGGAGAGGAGAGUAUGAGAAGGAAUGUGCUUUGGUCUCCUACCAGCUCCUACCAAGGAUAUAAAUGAGGAGUUUUCUUCCCUGCCAUGUCCCGGCCAUGGGAAGGUGGUGAUGGUCAGCUGGGGCCUGCUGUCCCACUGAGGUCAGCCCCUCCACAGGGAAUUAGAGACGGGUAGAAAACUGUCUAAACCCCAAAUAUUUGCAUUUUAAGGGCUUUUCUUAGUAUUGGGGAACGCUGAUGCAGCAGCAGUGUGGGUGGGCUGGCAUGCUGAGAGGGUCAGCUUGGCUUUUUUUUGGAGGGGAGAGGGAAACAAAAUUUCCAUGGUCAAAGAGUUUUGUUUAAAAUAAUUUUUUAAAAAAGCUAAACGAGCAAAUGGGGAGAAUUUCCAGCACUGCUGCAGGUUUCUCUGCCAGCUCCUUGGGGCAAAACAGCCACCCUGAUGCUGAAUGGACCACAAACCUUACAACCACCCCUUACCCUGGUUUGGUGGGUAUAUGGCUCCCAUCUCUGUGUUCCUUUUUUUUUCUCUGCUGAAAGGGAUUUUGGCAAGAAAGGGAGUCCCUGUGGCUGCUCUGCCCUGGAGCAUCCUGGAGGUCUGGGGCUGAGGUAGAGCUGGUGAGAGCCUGACCCAUCUGUUGCCCCCCAUGUCCAUGCCAGGGGAUGCUCACUUGCCAGCUUUUGGCUUUGGUAGCAGCCUGUGUGGAGAACGCUGACUGGGGAACAAGGUGGCUGUGGGCCCUGAUGGCUUCAGGACCAUACAUGCCAGGUAUAGACAGGGGCUGGAAUAAAGGAGAAGUUGGAGGGACUCUGGGCUAUCCCAUCCCACUGCAUUCCCCCUCUCCACACCCAUUUCCGCCAGCUCCUGGGGCAGGUUGAAGCAAGCAAGGAACAGGCACGUCCUGUCCUGCUGGCACAGGGAGGGCUCAGCACCUUGGGCUGCAGGGGCGAGAGCCCUCCGUGUGCCCAGGGGACAGUUCUGGGGUGACACCACACCCCCAGUGCACUGUCCACAGCACAACAGUGUGUGGGUGUGUCCUGGCCCCAUGCAGGGUGGUCUUGGGCAUGGUGAUGGGGCUGGGGGCCUGGUGCAGGUGGGUCAGUGCUGUGGGUGUCACUGGUGCAUCCAGCCCCAGCGGGGAUGCAGAGGGAGUGUGUGCAGCAAUGGAGCCCUCCUUGCACACAUGUGCAUGUGUGCUUGGGCUCACUCAUGCACAGCAUCAAUGUGUGGGGCUGUCCUGUGCUCUGGGCUUGGCCAUGUUCUGCAUCCCCUCACGGCUUGGCAGGUUGCUCCAUGCCCCACAGCUGUACCUUGCACCUCGGGGUGUGCUGUGCUUGGGGAAUGCAGGGGACCAGGGCUCAGUCAGGCUCAGGUACUACCUGAGUGCAAGAAGGAUCAUCGUGGUGCUACAGCAGUUGUGUCAGGGACAGCCAGACACAGGUGUGCUGGGCAAGGGGACUGCCACGUGCCCCCGUGCAGCAGGCACCCAUGGGUGGUGCUGGCCUGGGGCUACGCCAGGCAGGGAAGAGGCUUCUGCACAUGUCCGGGCAAUGCAGCAUGUGUGGCUUUGUGCUGGGGCUGGGCUCUGCUUCCCUGGGGCCAGGGAUACGUGCAGAUCGCCCCAGUGCUGAUGGACCACAGGGAGAUGAGCACCAGGUGGAUGAGCAGGACAGCAGGACUGCCAUGACAUAGCCUGAAGUGACUGUCACAUAAAGGCCAGCACAGCAGAUGUCACAGGAGCUGAUGCGUUUCUUCAGCAGAAGGCAAUGCUAGUGAUGCAGGGGUGCUGCGUGGGGGCCCGCCAUUGGUCCCAUGCGUGCCACGGGGCCAGGAGCAGCCAUGCUGAGGGGUCUGCUUGUGCAAGGUGUGGGUAAUUGUGUGAGAGAAUGUGAGUGCAGAGGGCUGGAUGUGCAUCAUGCACUGUUCCAAGUUAGAUUACAGCAUAUAGGGCAGGAAAGAGUAUGUACAGUGUAUAGGGACAGGGAUACGGGGCUUGGUUAAUGGGGCUGAGAGGAGGGGAGGGCUAGGUGUGCACAGCACCUCGGAUAUGCACAGAGUCCCCACAGACCUCCCUCCUCCCUCAUCCCAUUCCCUCCUCACUGAAAGGGUCACACCCAUUCCCUCCUCCCGGCUCCUCCCCACCAUCCCACCCCAUGACAACAGCAGCAUCCUGCACCUACAGCAAGGUGCAGAGCAUCCACCUGGGGCCCUGGUGCCACUCUGGCUGCAGCAGAAGCGCCCUGCCAGAGGGGCAAAGGGUAGCGGUUCCAAGGAGAGCCGGUGGAAACCAGAAAUCAUUUUCCUUGAAGGGCUGGGAGCCGUGGACAGCCCUGGAACCCAUGAGGAUUCUGGGAUCCAUCUAAGACAAUGCUCUCCUGCCUAAGCCCCCAGCUCCCCACCCAUAUUGUUCCCUCCGACCCCCUGGUCCCGCCCCGGCCCGGGCGCUGCCGCUGUGCCCAGGCCAAGGCUCUGAGCGCCGGGCCAGCCCUGCCCUCUAGUGCCCCGGGAGCUGCUCCGUGCAGGGCUCCCUGGAGCUGAGCCACCCAAAGUCCUCCCAGGGCCCGCAGGGCAGAGCAGGGGCUGACAGGCGUGCCACCCACCCCGCCACUGCUGCUGAGGGGACACGGGGACACGGGGACACGGGGACACGUCCCGGGGCCUCCGCAGCAGCAGCAGCAGCAGCCGUGUCCGCGGGUCAGCCCGGCGGGGUCAGCCCAGCCCGGGUGCGCUGUCCCCGGGCCCUGCGGCACGCAGGCGGUGCGGGUGACAAUCGCCUUCCCGGCACCCCGGGUCGAUAACCGGGUGGCCAAAGCUCUCGGUGGGCCGGGACGGCGUGGGGCACGCCAAUGGGUGCCCGCAGCUGCGGCAGAGGGAGGCAGGCUCUGGAGGCUCUGGUUAAACUGGAACGAGGCGCGGCAUCGUCCCGCGGUCCCUGCCCUGGGGACUCUGACCCCGAGCUGAGGCAGGCGGCGACGAGCGGUCACACAGCCACGGGGACGGAGGCAGCGAGGAGCCGAACAGGAUGGAUCCCACCUUGGAGCUGGCGGAUGACCCCAGGUGAGCGCUGGAGACUCCCGUGCCGCUUUGCAGCCGGGCAAAUCCAACUUUUUGGAUCGCAACUUUGGAUGAUUCGUUCCCUCUGGAAAGGAAGGGAGGCGCUUGGCGGUGAGGCGAAGCAGCCAGGCUCGGACCCUGCGGGGCCGGGUGUCCCCCCGUCCCUGUGGCUCCCUGCAGCACUCCCGGUUCUGCUCCGCAGGUUCUCCCGCCCCUUGGUGGAGAUGCUGAUCAGGAACUUCAGCGUGCCGGCAGCCUGCUUCUCCCUGCCGCCCACCUCCGGGCAGCUGCUGCACCAGCUGGACAUGGCCCAACUCAUCAUCCUGGGCCUCUGCACCAUCAUGACACUGCUGUCGGUUGUGAUCUACGUGGAAGAGGUUUCGUACCUCUUCCGCAAGAUCCGCUGCCCUAUCAAGAUGAAGACCCUCUGCUGGAGCAGCUCAGCCCCUACGGUUGUGUCAGUGGUCAGCUGCUUUGGCCUGUGGUUCCCGCGCUCCAUGAUGGUGGUGGAGAUGGCUACCACGGCGUACUUCGCCGUCUGCUUCUACGUGAUGAUGCUGGUCAUGGUGCAGGGCUUUGGGGGGAAGGAAGCACUGCUCAGCACCCUGAAGGAUGUGCCCAUGGUGCUCAGCACUGGGCCCUGCUGCUGCUGCUGCCCCUGUCUGCCCCGAAUCACGAUGAGCAGGAAAAAGCUUAAAUUGAUGAUCCUGGGGACUUUCCAGUACGCCUUCUUCAAGGCAGUCGCUGUCUUCCUGGGGCUGAUCCUGGCCACCGACGGGAAUUACAACCCUGCUGACAUUUCAGCAGAGAGCGUGGCCCUCUGGAUCAACACCUUGAUUGGUGCCUCUGCCCUCUUUGGGCUGUGGGGCCUGGGCAUCCUCUUCCGGCAGGCCCGGCUGCACCUGGCUGAGCAGAACAUGCAGGCCAAGUUCACCUGUUUUCAGAUCCUGCUCCUCCUGACGGCGCUCCAGCCUGCCAUCUUCAGCAUCCUGGCCAACAACGGCAGCAUCGCCUGCUCGCCGCCCUUCUCCUCCAAGGCCAGGUCACAGCAGAUGAACGUGCAGCUGUUGAUCCCGCAGACCUUCAUCCUGGCGGUGCUGACGCGGAUGUACUACCGCAAGCAGGAUGACAAGCCGGGCUACCAGCCCGUCAGCUUCGCACCCACAGGUGCCAACGUCAAAGCAUGAGCAGGGGGGAAAAAUUGGGGUGCCAAGGGGCAGAGCGGGGUGAGGGGCUGGUCUACCCUGCACAGCCUUCUCCUCCUCCCCUGCCUUUGGGGAGCUGCUGGCAGCAGAAGAGGCAGAAGGGGAAAGAGCAUCUUGGGACAGAAUGAAAGGGUCUGAAACCUAAAAGCCGUAAGUCAAGGGGGUCCAUGGAGCCACCUCCAGCCCUGGGGCUCUUGUCUAGCACUGAGUAAAGAUAAAUUUUUACUAGA
Messenger RNA from Taeniopygia guttata (zebra finch), 5462 nucleotides. Lineage: Eukaryota; Metazoa; Chordata; Aves; Passeriformes; Estrildidae. The record is from RefSeq and is a predicted model, not a curated record.